Messenger RNA from Myripristis murdjan (pinecone soldierfish), 1522 nucleotides. RefSeq names its product Ras association domain family member 1 (gene rassf1). Gene Ontology annotation, cellular component: nucleus; microtubule cytoskeleton. The record is from RefSeq and is a predicted model, not a curated record. Gene Ontology annotation, biological process: Ras protein signal transduction. The transcript is spliced from 7 exons. Lineage: Eukaryota; Metazoa; Chordata; Actinopteri; Holocentriformes; Holocentridae. The coding region runs from base 390 to 1472 and encodes 360 amino acids.
UAAUCCGGUGGUCACAAUGUGCAUGCGCGAAUUCAGGAGCGUGCGUCGGGACACCGAGGGGACUCGAUGUUUUAUCGGCGACAAAACUACUUCCACUCUCCAAAUUUCAUCCGCAAGAAAGUGGUGGUCAGAAAUGAAAUGAGCUCCUGAGGACUCUGUGGCCACCUGUUCUUCCACGCCGCGCACCAAGCUGGAUACAGACUGAAUCCAGAAACGGAGUCGAUGCUGUUUUCGGCAGCAUUGCAUCAUUAUCUGACAUUCUUGAGGUCUUCAUUAAAGAUGUGGAGGUGUAAAGGUUAAUGUUGUGCUCCUGGGACCGGAUCCAAACCCAUGCUCACCCUGAACGCUGCAUGCUCACAUGACAUGUCAGUCUCUGUGUCAGGGACAAAAUGUCUAAAUGUGAGCUGAUUGAGCUGAAGGACCUCAGUGUAAAUGACCGGAUUGAGCUGGCUGCCCCGGCGGCACGUGCAACAGCCCCGCUGCCCUUAAACCCAGAACAUCCCAUCAGCCAGUUCAGUGUGGUCCGUUUGGUUGGAGACAGUGUCAGCGUUGAGGGACCCUUGGGUCUCGCAGGAGAGGCUGGUGAUGGCCAUGACUUCCAGCCAUGCAGUUACACCCACAUCACCUGGUGUGACCUGUGUGGAGACUUCAUCUGGGGUCUCUACAAGCAGAGUUUACGCUGUGCCAACUGCAGAUAUACCUGCCACCACCGCUGCCGACCAUUCAUCCAGCUGGACUGCAGCACUGAUGCAUGUGUGUCAAUAGACCAGGCGGAUUUCUCCGAGGACACCAUAGAGACAGACACAAAUGUGGAUGAACAAAUUGAUUGGCGAAAGCAAGAGUUGACCAUUGGUGAAAUUCAGCAGAAGGUGAAGGAGUAUAAUGCUCAAAUCAACAGCAGUCUCUACAUGGUGGUUAAUAAAGAUGGCUCCUACACGGGUUUCAUCAAGGUGCAGUUCCAGUUAGUUCGACCCAUUUCCCUCCCGCCUCCCAAGAAACUGUCCUUGACACAGGAAGGCGGCCCACAGGAACGCUUGAAAAAACGCCGGACAUCUUUCUACCUCCCUAAAGACACUGCAAAGCACCUGCAUAUAAGCUCCCGAACCCGGGCACGUGAAGUCAUACAAGCAUUGCUCAACAAGUUCACUGUGGUGGACAACCCGGCAAAGUUUGCCCUGUUUGAACGCACCGAACGACAGAAUCAAGUUUACCUGCGAAAAUUGUCUGAUGAUGAGCGUCCCCUCCACCUACGCCUGUGUGCCGGCCCCAGUGAAAAAGCCCUGAGUCUGGUGUUGAAAGAGAAUGAAACAGGAGAUGUAAAUUGGGAUGCAUUCAGCCUUCCGGAGCUGUGCAACUUUCUGCGAAUCUUGCAGCGCGAGGAAGAGGAGCACGUCCGGCAAAUUGUGAGGCGCUACGCUCUUGCCAGAGACAAGAUGAAGCAGGCCAUGGCGAGAAUCACUACCCCUGGUUGAUUUUGUCUGCAGCCAGAGACAAUCAGCUGGUUCACAUGGUUAAAUUUUAA